Aspergillus steynii IBT 23096 is the source of this 815-nucleotide messenger RNA. RefSeq lists its product as uncharacterized. The transcript is spliced from 2 exons. NCBI's taxonomy places the organism in Eukaryota, Fungi, Ascomycota, Eurotiomycetes, Eurotiales, Aspergillaceae. The record is from RefSeq and is a predicted model, not a curated record. Bases 80 to 739 code for a protein of 219 amino acids.
CUCGACUAUUUUUCGCAUUUUAAACUCCAUCUUCAUUCAGUGAACUCAAUUGAAUCAAUUACACAUCCAACCCUUGAAAAUGGCCUGGACCAUCAUUAUCACGGCCCCCGCCGUAUCAGUCAAGAAAGUCCACAAAGCCCUCAUCUCCCUCGAAGACUACGAGUAUGGCGUCGACCACUCCUGGACCAUCUUCCACAACACCACUCACCUAGACGACGAAACCGAUCUCAAAACCCCCAACACCCCACCUCUCGACCUCUCCGGCGCCCAAACCCUCGACUCCACCAACAACGCCUUCGCCGGCAAAACGCCCUCCGAGGUCUUCGAGUUCGUUCAGGAAAAUGAAAAAAAGCUCGGCGGAAAGGGCCUCACGACUAUGAACUUGUUGAUUAUCGACGAUAGAGGAUUUCGGGAAGAGUCGUGUUUGGUAUGUUCAAUCAAUGAUGAGGAUGAUGAUGAGGACGAGGAAGAAGAGGAAGAGGAGGAGGAGGAUGACGAGGGCGAUCGGUCGCCGUUUGUGAUGGCGAGGUUGCCGUGGGUCGAGGCGUGGAUCAUGUUUACGAAUCUGGACAUUGGGAAUAUGGGGUUUGACGAGUAUGUGGACGAGGAGAAGGGGAAGGAUGAGAAUGGGGAGUAUACCUGGAAAGGAUCGUUUUCGGAGGGGAGUGAGGACGAGGAGGCGACGAAGAAGAGAGAGGAGGCGCUGAAGAAGGCGAGGGAGGAGGGAAUUAUUGAGUAGAGGUAUAAAUCAAGACCAAAAUAGAGAAUAAAAAUAAGGAAAGAACAAUGUAUGUAAUGAGUUUCAAAAUAUACUC